AUGUGCACCAAAGAGCUGCUGCUGCUGCUCUUCGCCUGCUGUGUUUGGUCAGCAGAGUCCCAGGGCGCUGGAAGGAGACAAAACAUCUGGGCUGAACCCAUCAAAUUCAGCACCAAGAGUAAGGACUCGUGCACCAUGGUCGUCACUGGUCACGGGGAACACACCAGGCUGAGGCUGUCGUGCCAAAGCAACAAGCGCUCCUACUGGUGCGAAUACCUGGGCAAGCCCAACACCUGCCGCUCCUACAGCAAGGACCCGCGUCACUACUUCGUCCAGAUGAUGUGGGACUUCAGAAAGCUCCACAACGCCUGCCUGGCGCCGAAGCAGAUCAAGCCUCGCAUGUGCAGGAGGGCGACUGACGAGUCCCAGAUGGUUUUCUCGUCCGCUUCCUUCUCCAGGCAAUGACCGGCGCAGCCUUCGAGAUCUCAACCUCGACCUACGACGCCUGUGUCGACGAGGCACCCUGCUAUUCCGAGAUUUCCAACAAGAGUGCAGACCCAGCGGAGACCCGUCCCACAACCGACUGCACCUACAGUGGAGAGCAAUCCGAAGAGGAUCGCUCGGCUGUACUGCUGGAGGUCACUCCACGGCGUCUGCUCCUACGUCAUUGGUCUGUUUCGUAAUUAACA
Molecule: messenger RNA, 629 nt
Organism: Labrus bergylta (ballan wrasse)
Lineage: Eukaryota; Metazoa; Chordata; Actinopteri; Labriformes; Labridae
Source: RefSeq, a predicted model, not a curated record